Molecule: messenger RNA, 1198 nt
Organism: Darwinula stevensoni
Lineage: Eukaryota; Metazoa; Arthropoda; Ostracoda; Podocopida; Darwinulidae
Source: the annotation of a GenBank genome assembly
GUCCCCCUCCUGACUCCUGCAGAUACUCUUCACGUGAACCGUGAUCAUGAUCUCUACCGUGUUGGUGAGUCUGUGCGUGUUGGGCGUGUCACUGGGAUUCCCUCAGCGCCUUGAUGGCGGUAGGGACAACCGUGGUCACGUGAAAAUCCUAUCGGACCAGAGAGCCCAAGACGUGGGAGGUCAAUACCAGUUCGCCGUGCAGCAGGAGGAUGGGACCCAGUUCAACGAAGUUUCCGACGGCGACAUCCGCAAGGGAUUCUACGAGUACGUCGACGCCACCGGCCAGAAGCAACGCGUGGAAUAUGAGGCCGGCAAAGGGAUCGGGUUCAGAAUCGUGAAGGGGACCAAUCUGCCGACUGGCUUUGCUCUGCCAGAUCCCGUUUCUUCCACUGACAACGAGGACAGCGUCUCCCAGUUUCAGCCUCAGGUACCUUUACUUUCAACUCGCCGAGAUGAGGCUCUUCGGCUCCAUCAGCAACAAGAGGACCUGGUGAUUAAGCAGCAACAGGAAUUCAUCCGUCAGCACAAUCUUCCUCUUGAAGGACAGGAACCACCGCAGCGUCAACCGUCCCUGCAGCGAUUCCAGUCUCAACCUCAAUUCCAGUCUCAACCCCAAUUCCAGGCUCAACCUCAAUUCCAGGCUGCACCUCAAUUCCAGGCUGCUCCUCAAUUCCAGGCUACACCUCAAUUCCAGGCUCAGCCUCAAUUCCAGUCUCUGCCUCGAUUCCGCUCCCAGUUUCAACCGCAGUUCCAGAAUGAGUUCCAACCACAGUUUCACUCACAGCCGACCCCGGCUCCCAGCAGGUUUUUCCCACCCGGUCAGCUGAAGCUCCAGCGAACAGGUGGAGGCUUCCAGUACACGUUCCAGUCUCAGUGAUUUCAUCAUGUGAAUGAACUAUUGCACGAAAAAAAUGCUCAGUCUCAUGCUAGGAAAAAGAACAAAAGUAGAAGUAAUUCGAUGUGAGAACGCUCGGGCAGUUCCCUCUGUCGCCCGGAAAUGUGAUAGUGAAAAAGGUAAAAGUAUUUGCUUGACAGUAUCCUCAAGUCCGUUGCUCCAUUCACCCCAUUGAUCAACACUUGAAAACAAGAGUGCAGCCAUAUUCUCUAAUUAAUAGUGAUCACAUACAGCAGAAUUGGAAUAAAGCAUGGAUUCUUUUUUGUGAAGAUACAUGGAAUGGAAUAAAGGCUUUCUUCCCUG